Molecule: messenger RNA, 3571 nt
Organism: Mauremys mutica (yellowpond turtle)
Lineage: Eukaryota; Metazoa; Chordata; Testudines; Geoemydidae
Gene: PDE8B
Product: phosphodiesterase 8B
Exons: 22
Coding region: 244-2643 (799 amino acids)
Biological process (GO): signal transduction
Molecular function (GO): 3',5'-cyclic-AMP phosphodiesterase activity
Source: RefSeq, a predicted model, not a curated record
CGCUGGGAGCCAGCAGUCCUGUGGGGGAGCCGGAGGCAGGGAGAGAGUGAAAGCUGAACUUGGAGACUAUUUAGUCCUUCCUCACCUGGGAUCAGCCGAUGGGACGCCCGCUGGCUGCCUCGGGCCAGCUCCCAGAUUGACCCCAUGUUAGAGGAAACAGAGCCGCUCACUUCACUCUGAAUUUAACAGAUCCCUUCAGCCUGGGAGCUCUUCUCGGCACCCGGCCACGGGAAUCCCUUUACAAUGAAUGGGAUCAGCUGCACGGAAGCGCUGCUGAACGGACCAAAGGAGAAGCAGGCUUCAACUACAGAGGUACAAAUUGGGCCCAUGAGACUGACACAAGAUCCUGUUCAGGUUUUGCUGAUCUUUGCUAAAGAAGACAACCAAAGUGAUGGGUUCUGGUGGGCUUGUGAUAGAGCUGGAUACAGAUGCAAUUUUGCCAGAACACCAGAGUCAGCGCUUGAAUGUUUUCUUGAUAAGCACCAUGAAAUAAUUGUCAUAGAUCACAGGCACGCCAGAUACUUUGAUGCAGAAGCAAUCUGCAGGUCAAUUCGUGCUACAAAGCCAUCAGAACACACUGUGAUACUUGCUGUUGUUCCCUGCAUAUCUGCUGACCAAGAAGAGACCUCUGUUCUUCCCCUUCUCCAUGCGGGCUUUGAUAGGAGAUUUAUGGAGAAUAGCAGCAUAAUUGCUUGUUACAAUGAAUUGAUUCAAAUAGAACAUGGGGAGGUGCGGUCACAGUUCAAACUACGGGCUAGUAAUUCAGUGUUUACAGCACUAGACCAUUGUCAUGAAGCUAUAGAAAUAACCAGUGAAGAUCAUGUUAUUCAGUAUGUUAACCCAGCCUUUGAACGGAUGAUGGGCUAUCACAAGGGAGAGCUUAUGGGAAAGGAGCUUACUGAGCUACCAAAAAGUGAUAAAAACCGUGCAGACCUUUUAGACACUAUCAAUAUGUGUAUCAAAAAAGGAAAGGAAUGGCAAGGGGUUUACUAUGCAAGAAGAAAAUCAGGAGAUAGUAUCCAACAACAUGUGAGGAUAACACCUGUGAUUGGUCAGGGAGGGAAAAUUAGACAUUUUGUGUCCAUCAAGAAGCUGUGUUGUACCAAUGAAAACAAUAAACAGCUCUACAAGAUUCAUCGUGAUGAGAAGUAUGCAGGAGACAAUUCACAGGCAGAAUCCCACUCCUUCAGAUGCAAGAACAGGAGGAAAGAAUCAAUUGAUGUCAAAUCAAUAACAUCUCGAAGCAGCGAUGCGCCAAGCUUACAGAAUCGUCGGUAUUCAUCGAUGGCGAGAAUCCACUCAAUGACAAUAGAAGCACCCAUCACAAAGGUUAUUAACAUUAUCAAUACUGCCCAGGAGAACAGCCCCGUCACAGUAGCAGAGGCUUUGGACAGAGUUUUGGAAAUCUUACGGACAACAGAACUUUACUCCCCUCAGCUAGGUACCAAAGAUGAAGAUCCUCAUACAAGCGAUCUUGUUGGAGGUCUGAUGACUGAUGGCUUGAGAAGAUUGUCAGGAAAUGAGUAUGUAUUUUCUAAGAACAUGAACCAAAGCUAUAGUCACCUUUCAGUGCCAAUUACCGUCAACGAUGUACCACCUUGUAUCGCACAGUUACUUGAUAACGAAGAAAGCUGGGACUUUAAUAUUUUUGAACUGGAGGCUGUUACAAAUAAAAGGCCAUUAGUUUAUUUGGGUUUAAAAGUUUUUGCCCGGUUUGGGGUCUGUGAAUUUUUAAACUGUUCAGAAGCAACACUACGAGCCUGGUUCCAGGUGAUUGAAGCCAACUACCACUCCACCAACUCGUACCACAACUCCACACAUGCAGCAGAUGUUUUACACGCUACUGCAUUCUUUCUUGGAAAGGAGAGAGUUAAGGGAAACCUUGACCAUUUAGAUGAGGUGGCUGCAUUAAUAGCUGCCACAGUUCAUGACGUGGAUCACCCAGGACGGACCAACUCUUUCCUGUGCAAUGCAGGAAGUGAAUUAGCUGUACUUUAUAAUGACACUGCUGUAUUGGAAAGUCACCAUACAGCAUUGGCGUUCCAGCUCACAGCUAAAGACAACAAAUGCAACAUUUUCAAGAAUAUUGAUAGGAACCAUUAUCGGACAUUACGCCAGGCUAUUAUUGACAUGGUUUUGGCAACAGAAAUGACAAAGCACUUUGAGCAUGUGAACAAGUUUGUGAACAGCAUUAACAAGCCUAUGGCAUCUGAGGAAACCAACUCAAAUAGUGAGGGCAGUGACUGUGAAUGUGCACCCAACGUAAAGAAUUUUCCAGAGAACCAGACGCUGAUCAAGCGCAUGAUGAUAAAAUGUGCAGAUGUAGCAAAUCCUUGUCGCCCUUUAGAACUGUGUAUUGAAUGGGCCGGGAGGAUUUCAGAGGAAUAUUUUGCACAGACAGAUGAAGAGAAAAGACAGGGUCUACCAGUUGUAAUGCCAGUAUUUGAUCGAAAGACCUGUAGCAUCCCCAAGUCUCAGAUAUCCUUCAUCGAUUAUUUUAUAACAGACAUGUUUGACGCCUGGGAUGCAUUUGCACAUCUACCUGUUUUGAUGGAACACUUGGCUGUUAACUACAAACACUGGAAAACAUUAGAUGAGUUAAAAUGCAAGAGUCUCAGGCUUCCAGCAGAGAACAACAACUGAAGCAAAGAGAAGAAAACCUCUUGAUCUACCAGUCACACUGUGAAUCAUUUACUAAAUUAGAUAGAAGAGGCACUGUGUCUCCUUUAAUAUGAACUUACAAACUCUGCAGCAAGGAGAAAAUAUUUUACUCCUCACUUUUAAAAUGCUCUAAAUUCUACAAAAAUGUUUUUCAUCAAGGUAUGUAACUGGAGAUAAAUAAAUGGUCUUUGGAACUACCCUUUUGUGGCAGAACAGGUAUUUCUAAAGCUAAUUUGUAAAGUUUGUUUUAGUGCAUUUGUCCAAUCUUGUAACUGGUGCAAUUUUAUUUAGUGACUAAAAUAUACUAUGUACCAAUGGUUCUCAUAAAAAAGUGUAAUCUAGUCACCUGUGAAAUGCAAAUAGGUUAAUCAAACACAAAAUAGAGUAAAAACCACCAUAAUUCGGCAUAAAUUUGCCCCCGUUACCGUAAGUAAAACUUUUUAAGAACUUUAUUUCUAAAGAAAAGUUCUAGAGUAGAACAAGUGAGGCUUCAUAGUUUCAAAACGUACUGUUUUUAGAGAGGAACACAGUCUAGCCUGCCUACAAACUUUAACCGUUUGUUAUUAAUCAAACAUAGAAUAUAAUUUUACCUCUGUCAUAUUGCACAGAUCAACCUGUUUCUCUUUCCCAUAUAAACUCUUGAUUGUUGUAAUUAAAUUAGACUGAUUUAAUUAUAUUUGUUACAUAGAGGGGACUUAUCAUGGUUCAUAUAAUUGGUGCGAUUCACUCUUUUCUCUGCCAUCAUACAGAGGUUACCAGGAGACAUUUUGUCAUAUUUUACAUGUAAGCCAAUACAGCAUGGGAUUGAUCAACAAACUUUUUAAUAAAAUGUUGUUUGUACACAUGGUCACUAAGAUUUUAUUAAAUCUAAAUUUUAUGGACACAAGGCCAUAUGUUGUGAGAUAUAUAU